UCGUCAACUUGCCACCUCGCCGCACAGCACACGUAGUAGUACUAUGGACCGACACGGCCUCGGGCGACUCGGCUGCACGGGCUGCGAAACCUCGGUGUCGCUCAAAACCAUCUUUCAGCGCAACAACAAGGACAAGAAGAAGAACAUUCGGUGCUUCCCGCACUGCUGCGACGGCCGCGGCGGCCACAAGAGCGCGGGCUUUUGCGGCUCGAGCGUCUUUGCGACGACGCACGUGGCUUGUGACGGGGCCAUUUGCCGCUUCGAGAGCUCGACGCUCGACGAAAAUCAGCGCUUCGUCGUCGGCCGCCAGUAUGCGAGCGUGGACGUCACGUCCGAGUUUCCGGUCGUCGAGACGGGAAACACGCGCGCCGGGCGCCGCUUCGUCGUCAACCCGGACGUCAACAAGCGCGGCUGGUCGUACGCGUACGACAGCCGCAUCGAGAAGAACCGCCGCCACCGCAUGAGCGUCUACUUCUUCGCCGCCGGCGUCUGCGUCGACGUACUGCACUCGACGUGGUUUGAGCUCCGGUCGACGCGCAUGCCGAAGCACAAGGCGGCACACUUGAUGCAUCCUCUUGCGUCACCGCGCAGUCCCCAGCGCAUUGCGAGCUACCGACGACGACCGAUGCCGCCGCUGCCCGGCAUGUACCAGCACCACCAGCAUCAUCAUCAUUAUCACCAACCUCUCGGCACGCGGAAGCGCAGUUUCGACGACCUCAACUACUAUUACCCGCGCGACGACACGGUCAUGUAUCGUUCGCCGCGUCAAACCCCGUCGCCUUACUCGGACAGCGUGCAGUACGUCAAGCGGCGUCAGCCCGAGAUCGCGCUCUCGAGCGCGGAGGCGGCGGCAACCGAAGCCGCCAAGUGGUCCGUGUUCACACCCAAGUGGACCAUCUUGCCGCCGCUCGUGGCGCGAUGA
Molecule: messenger RNA, 922 nt
Organism: Saprolegnia parasitica CBS 223.65
Lineage: Eukaryota; Oomycota; Saprolegniomycetes; Saprolegniales; Saprolegniaceae
Exons: 2
Coding region: 44-922 (292 amino acids)
Source: RefSeq, a predicted model, not a curated record